Molecule: messenger RNA, 13727 nt
Organism: Sitodiplosis mosellana (orange wheat blossom midge)
Lineage: Eukaryota; Metazoa; Arthropoda; Insecta; Diptera; Cecidomyiidae
Gene: grh
Product: protein grainyhead
Exons: 22
Coding region: 4411-8034 (1207 amino acids)
Biological process (GO): regulation of transcription by RNA polymerase II
Cellular component (GO): nucleus
Molecular function (GO): RNA polymerase II cis-regulatory region sequence-specific DNA binding; DNA-binding transcription activator activity, RNA polymerase II-specific
Source: RefSeq, a predicted model, not a curated record
GCGCCCCAUAAUCUGCGCAGUUGCUGCGAGAAACAUUUUUCGUACAGAAGUAGUUUCAGUUCAAACACGGACACCUGCUAAAAAUCUAUGGGAAUUGUCUCCAUUUCAAAUCAGUUUUUUUUUAUUAAAUCCGCACAUUUUAAAAACAUUUUGUGAAAAAAAUUUCAACACAUACCGAUACGACGAAUCCAAAACGGGUGGAAAUGUGAUCGUCACUUAACCAAAACAACUCUAAUCAGCUCUAAUCAAUACACAACAUCAAGCGCGAGAGAGAAGCAAUUGAAUUAACAAUUGAGACAAUGCAAAGCUCGCACUCGAUUCGCGCAUUGUGAGAGGAACACCGAACAAUCUCUGUGUGUGUUUUUUUCUUCUCGUUUCGGUUCGAUUUUUGUUGGUUUUUGUUUUUAAAAUCUCAUCCGUUUUUGUUGUAGUUCGGCACGGACUAUUUACAUUUUCGUUUAUUCAAAAUCAAACAACGAUUAACAGUGUGAAUGACAAACACCUCGUACAUUUGAACGAAGUUAGUUAGUGAAUAUAUCGAAUAUUUAAUGGUGAUAAUGUGAUAAUAUUUUGAAACGGAAUAAUUAGAUUAAUGCCGGAAUAAGUUGUUGUUCAUUUCCAAAAGAAAAAAUAGAAGAAAAAAACACCGACCAAUGUUGAAAACAUCCAUUUAGUUGCAAUUGAGAAUCAAACAGUGUCGCCUCAACUACACUUUUUUUUGUAUACACGUACAUUGAUUUCAGACGUUGACUCAUUGGAAAAAUUAAAACGACGACGACAACGAAGAAAAAAGUAUAAAUUUUUUAUAGUUUUAACCACGGGCUUAUGUGCUUUUUGCUGUUUCAUGUGAUUUAAGUGUGAUUUUUCAUUAAAAACAAACUCAAAGAAUUCAACAAACGAAGAGAAGAGAAGAGAAGAAAAACCAACAACGUUAAAGUUAGUCAUCUGAAAUUGAUUCAGAAAUCAACGAAUUCGUCCACAAUAAUUUAUCAAAUAAAAUCACGAAUGAUUUUUUUUAUUUUAUUUCUAUUUACAUAAGAGAUUGAGUGGAAACGUACCAAGAAUCGGGUGCCAAAACGAAGAAAUUUCAACAAUUUUAUCAAAAAUCGAAUUUGUGCUAAUUGUUCGAAGAUCGAAACAAUAAAAACAAACAAACUAUUGAGGCGAGUCAUCGUUUAAUCGGUAAAUUUAAUUAGCUGCGAUCAUAUCAUCAUCAUCAUCAUCAUCACCAUCAACAGCAUCUUCGUCAUAAGCGGUGGCAGCUAAUGAACGUGACUCAAUACACGCGUAAUGCAUUAACCUUGCAUACGUUUAUGUGGCCGUGGAACAGUUUCCAGUCGAUCAAAUGGACAAAGUUUGAUAAAAAAAUACAUAUGUGAUAUUGUGCCGCGAAUUCUUGCUCAAUAAUUAAACAACAAAAAAAAAUCCAAUGAAUUAAUCGUGGUGCCAUUUUCGAAGCAAUUCAGAACAAUUAAAUGCAGAAAAAAUGUGUUUUCCAUUUAGUACAAAUAAUGCACAGAAAACUGUCAAACAAAAACCAAUGAUUGCUCAACGAUUCAAAUUGAUAUCACAUCGCAUUCAAAUGGUACACUAGCAAAUUAAAAAUAAUAAUAACAGAACAACAAACACACACACAUACACAAGAGACACACGCACAUAGAAACAAUUAGAAUGUAAUUAUCCAGCCAAUUUUUAUCAAUAAAAUAAUUAGUUCCGUCCAACCCUUAGUUCAACUAACAAAUAAUCAUUUCUAUUCGAUCAAAAUCUACACUUUUUUUUACAAAUCGCACAAAACGUUUAAUACAUAAAUCGUGUUAUUUUUUACAUUAGUUUUUAUUUAAAAAAAAUCCGAGUCUAUUACGAUACAUCGAAUAAGGUUUUUUUUUAUACAUAUAUAAAAGAAAAAGAUAUUAUUUUAUUCGUUUAACAGAAACAAAAGCAAAAUAUAUACAUAAAUUUAUUAUCAUAUAAUAGUUGUGUUUAAAACAAACGAGUUUUUGCAUAAAAUUUAAAUUGCCAAUAUAAAUCAUAAAGCAAAAAAAAAAAAAAAAAAUAAAAAUAGUAGACAAAUUCACGGAAAUACCAUAAUCUCUAUCAAAUCGCAAUAAGUUUUUAAAGAGUUAGACUAAAUAAGACAACUGAAAAAAAAUCCAAUCAAAAGCAGGAAAACAGUGCAAAUAGUAAUUUACAAUUAUUCAAUGAAAAAGAACAAUAAACAAAGCUUGAAAAUUGUUUAAAACCAUAACCGUGUGAAGAGAAGAAUAUUUCUCGAUAAGCGAUGAAAAUUUAGUGUGAUACAAUAAAUAAACCCGCCGUCCGAAAUCCGUGUGCCAAGCGAUAUUAAGCUAAAACAAGUAUAAAGAUAGACUCUUCAAUCCGCUGUUCGAACUGAAGCCUUGCUUCUACUGGCGUCAAUAUUCGAAAUAUAAAUGUGCCUUUUUGCCGUAUGUAAUGAAUAAGUAAAUUAGUGUUAUUGUAUGCACAUAUUGAAGGCGAUACACGAGGAACUAUUGCACCGAUCAACUUGUGUCCGUGUAUUUGUGUGCAUAUAUAUAUAUUGUACAAAAACGACAACAACAACGAAAAAAAAAUCACAUAUUUACGCAUGUAAUAACCAUAAUAACGUAUGAACAAUCUACGUCCAAAUCAAAAUACAGGCGUUGAGUAAUCUCAACGAUAUUUACGCUGCCAUAACACUUGAAUGACCGAUAAAUAAUCCCAUUUUUCCAUCGAAAUAUCAUUUUUCAACAACAAGCACACCGAUCCAAAUGAACCCAGAGAACUGAUAUUAGCACCACUGGUGGAAUUUCAUGUGCUUAAUCCAACAUUGUGAGAGCUUUUGUGAAUAUCAUCGGACGGUGUCGAUCGAUCGGUGUGUCGAAGUGAGCUAGUGAUUGAGUGUACGUGUGUAUGUGUUUUCAAAGCAAAAUCCACGGGGACAUAUAUUCGUUUGUAAGUGCGCGCAAAUUAAAUGAAUUCAUAAUUCAUAAGUUAAUUUGAGUUAUUGCGGAAAAACGCUGGAACAGUGAACAAUCAGAAAAGUGCCACAAAGCAAUUGAAUCGAUCUCUGGCGUAAAAAAUCGGCGUUUGUACCUGACAAACACUUGCACAAUCUCCUAUCUUGAACUGUGCGCUGCACCAUUCAGCUACACCAUAUCUCGCUUUCCUCCUCUGUCUCUCACUCAAAAUCGGUUUCUCCACGUACAUUUUGUUUUUUUUUUUUGCUCACUCCUUCUGUCGAUUUUUAUCUGUUGCUCGCUUUAUUCUAUUCGCGGCGCUGUUUUCGACCAUAGCGUAUUACUAUAGCAACAAAAUAUUGGUUUUCGUUCAAUAGACUUUCAAUAAAACGAAACUGUUUAUCGAUUAUUUUACAUGCGAAAAUAACCAACGGCGAAAAAUAGUUUUUUCUUCUUCUGAAUAAAUGCGAAUUGGUGUUACUUGUAUGCUGAAUUGAAUGCGAUCGACGAAUGACUGAGUAAGACAGAAAAUUAACAUAUAAGCGACAGAGAAGAAUUUCAAAUCGGCCCGAAAACCCGGUGCAACAUCUACGAACACUAACGAGAAAGAAAAAAAAAGAUCAAACCAAAAACGAAGUGCAUAGAGAAAAGAAGAAGAAGAAGUAAAAAUAGCAGUCGUCAUUUUGCAGUUAGCGAUAUUCAAGAGAUAAAUGCGGUGUGUGCUGUGCACACUGCUUGCAAUCCAAAAACACAACACAAAAAAAGAGCAUAACUACAAAGAAAAACUAUUGCGAUGCUUUUUUUUGUCGCUUGCAUCAGUUUCAUUAUAUCGAAUGCGCAAACGAAGCGAAUGUGAAAAUAAUUUAAUAAAUGCAUGUACUUAAAUGUACAUUAGCGCAAGUAUUAAUUUGUAAUAUGCAUAUCUUGCCAACGAUAUGAUCGAGAGCACAUUUGCAUUGGCUUACAGUGGUAACAAGCAUUAACAAAAUCGACCGUCAUCCUACACACUCGAAACGGACACAAAGCGACACUGGCUGCGUGUCAAGAGAGAGAGAGAGAAAUAGAAAGAGAAAAACAGAAGCAAUUAUUAGGCCGUGCCAACGAAACUCGAAUGCCAACAAACAUUUCGAAUCUGAUGAAAAAUUAAUCUUUAAGGAGAAUCCAAUACGAGACAAGGAUAGCAACGAAAUAAAAAGACACAAAGAAAACACUUGCACAGAAAGAAAAAAAAACAUUUAAUUAAUAAACGUGACAAAUAAAAUUAAUUGAAGUGUGCCCGUCUGAUACACAUCCACUAUAAUUUAAAAUACCAUUUGUUGCCGUAAAACCGAAUGGAACAAAAAAUUUGGCACCAAUAAAUAUUCUAAAGGCGGGUGUCUCAUCGGCUUUACAUUUAUCACUUGCUGCACACUUACGAACCGCCUUAUUUUGUUUCUCUUCUCAAAUUUGCACAAUGUCUGCAUCACCAGUAUCAGCACAUCAGCAACAACAAAUCAUUCAGUCUGCUGGCGGUGAAGAUUUAAGAUCUUCAGCGUCACCAGCUUCACGUCAAAGUCAUCCAGCCGCAAAUAGUCCACGUCCCGAAUUGACCACAAUGACGAAUGUGAACGUUUUAGAUUUACAAAUGAAUUCACAUACAUCAACGUUGCAACAGCCAACCGCGCUGUCUCGCGAUUCAGACGAUGAAACGAAGAAAAAUCCACGAUCCGAAAAUUACGACGACAAUGAAUCAAUAUGCUACAGUAAUCAACAAGGAUUUAUACCGAAAUUAGAUUUCACCGAUGAGCAAAUUUUAAGAUUGAUCGGCGCAACCGGUGACCAACAAAUUAUUAGUCGCGAAUAUAUCAAUGGCGAGCAUCAUAUUUUGACUCGCAACGAAAACGGUGAACAUAUUAUAACGCGCAUUGUAACGCAAACAACUCCAGAGGAAUCUCCCCAAGCGCAGGAGUCACAAUCGCAAUCACAAUCUCCGCAAGCGGCGCAAAAAUUGAUUGAAUCAGAAAUUGACCAUCAACAAAAUGAUGGUGCAACCGAAAUUGUCUAUACUCCAAGUGCCAAUCCAAUUGCAACGUCUGUGUUGCAAUACACGGAUACCAGUAACAAAUUGGGCUCGUCUGUGCCAGUCGAUGCAUCGGCAAAUGUUCUCAUUUCGGCGGCAAAUCCGCCCGAAAUCGAUGGUGCAAUUGAUGAGAGCAAAGGAAAAGGCCAUAUUAUUUAUACGCACGGUGACAAAACCUAUGUGGAAACGGUGAAAGAUAAUCACAUUUAUGAUAAUGGAAAAGUGCCGAUUUAUGCAACGGCAGCUGAUGAUGCCAAACAGCAGCCGCUGGAUUUGAUUUAUGAAGACGGUGGAAAAACGGUCAUUUAUACGACCAGCGCCGAUCCGAAAAGUCUUGAGUUGUAUACGGGAAACGAAUUAAAUUUACUCGAAGGACCACAUCAAGUUAUCGUUCAGGGGCCAAAUGUGUACGUUGUUGCCGCUCAACAAUCACUGGACACUGAAAUAGCCACGGUCUCGCACCAAAAUCAUUCGCAACAACAAAGGCGACGUGCCAAUUCAAAUCCAGAUUCACCGAUCGAAGCGAACGCUUCAGAGACUAUACAUCAUGUGCCAUCACAAAAUACACAAUCCGGUUACCUACCAACGAGAUUUUUCGAACAUCCAUUGACUGCAGCUACAUCAGCCAUGCUCAACAUAUCGGGUGCUAAUAAUAGUUCGAAUAACGAAGAUGAAUCAGGUGCAACAACAGUAUCAGCAGUCACAACGGCCACGACGAACGUGAGCAUUGGUUCGUUGGGUACACCGCAUCAAGUCCAUCAGGUUCAUAAUCCAAAUGGUAGCACAUCGUUUGUGUAUGAAUAUUACAAAGUGCCGGAUAAAGAUAAUAUUCAAUGGGCUGCCCCUACCGCAAAGAUAAAUGGACAAACCACGCCUUUGGAUGUAACUGGCCUAUCGCAAAAUGAAAUACAAGCACUAUUGCUCGGAUCACACCCAUCGACACAAAGCGUUAACGUGAAACGAGAGCCCGAAGACUUACGUAAAGAUCCGAAAUGUUCGCGCAAUCAAAAGGUUCUUGUCGUUCAAUCUCCGUCGCCAUCAUUACAAAUCAAAGAACCACCACCCAGCCCUGGAAGUCCAGCAUCCGAAACCAUGUACACAACAACAGGUGGAGCAACACAGAUCUACAUGCAGGGUCCACCACAUCAAACUAGUUCUACUACAACGUCUGGUUCAAAUGUAAACACAAAUACUCCAAGUCCAGGUCCAUAUUCUGAUCAAUAUGGAAUGUAUACAACACGUUUGCCUGCGGGCGGCUCCACAUUCAUUUCAGAACCAUACUAUCGCGAAUACUUUGGUGGCGGCGAUGGUAGUGCUCAAGGUUAUACACCAUCACGUACAAUCUAUGGCGAUACAGCUGAAGGACCGUCACAAAGUGCGUACGAAGGGCGCUACACAACACAUGCAAAAAGUACACUGGUCUACACAAAAACGGUUACAGCAGCCGGUUUGACUGUGGAUUUGCCAAGUCCUGAUUCUGGUAUUGGUGCUGAUGCUAUAACUCCACGCGAUCAAAACAACAUUCAACAGCAAUCAUUCGAUUACACCGAAUUAUGUCAACCAGCGACCAUCUUGGAUAGCAAUGCCAUCCCUGUUUCCGUGAACGCAAUGCAACGAGUUGGUAUGCAUACAAAUUCAAACAGCACAAAUGCAUCGAUUAGCAGUCAACCGUCUACACGUUCACGGCCAUGGCAUGAUUUUGGCCGGCAAAACGAUGCUGAUAAAAUUCAAAUACCAAAAAUUUUCUCAAACACAGGCUUCCGCUAUCAUCUUGAGAGUCCAAUCAGUUCAUCGCAACGACGUGAAGACGAUCGCAUCACGUACAUAAAUAAAGGUCAAUUUUAUGGCAUUACUUUAGAAUACGUUCACGAUCCAGAUCAUCCAUUAAAGAAUCAAACAGUAAAGAGUGUUAUUAUGCUGAUGUUCCGCGAAGAAAAGAGUCCCGAAGAUGAAAUCAAAGCAUGGCAAUUUUGGCACAGCAGGCAGCAUUCAGUCAAACAGAGAAUAUUAGAUGCAGAUACAAAGAAUUCCGUCGGUUUAGUGGGAUGCAUCGAAGAAGUAUCACACAAUGCGAUCGCUGUUUACUGGAAUCCACUUGAGAGUUCUGCCAAGAUAAACAUUGCCGUACAAUGUUUGAGCACAGACUUUAGCAGUCAGAAAGGCGUAAAGGGUUUACCAUUACACAUCCAAAUUGACACAUUCGAAGAUCACCGAGACGCACAAAUCUUCCAUCGUGGCUACUGUCAAAUCAAAGUAUUUUGUGAUAAGGGUGCCGAGCGUAAAACACGUGAUGAAGAACGACGUGCCGCCAAACGUAAGAUGACCGCAACUGGUCGCAAGAAGCUCGAUGAACUCUAUCAUCCAGUCACCGAUCGAUCUGAAUUUUAUGCGAUGCAAGAUGUGGCGAAACCGCCCGUUCUCUUCACACCAUCCGAAGAUAUUGAGAAAUUGUCCGGCAUGGAUUUGCAGAGUUUCUAUGCGCAUGAAGGUGAAAUCAAUAGUAAUGGCGAAGUAAAGGGAACAUCACCAUUCUUGUUGCAUGCAUCACAAAAACCAACCACACCAACUCUGAAAUUUCACAACCACUUCCCACCGGAUGUGCCGACCACGGAGAAAAAGGAUCACAUUCUGGAACAAUCAAUGGUUCAAAGUGUGAAUGAGUUUGGCCAGCCCGUAAUCAAGAGACAGCGAAUGACGCCGCCAUUAAAUGAACGCGUUAUGCUCUAUGUGCGACAAGACAAAGAUGAUGUAUACACGCCAUUGCAUGUCGUGCCACCAACAACCAUUGGCCUAUUGACUGCGAUCGAACAUAGAUACAAAUUAUCGACAUCGAGUAUUAAUAACAUUUACCGUACAAAUAGAAAAGGGAUUACUGCGAAAAUUGAUGACGAUAUGUUGUCGUACUAUUGCAACGAAGACAUCUUUUUGUUGGAGGUUCGACAAUUAGCAACUGCGGAAGAGGAUCCGAUAUACGAUAUCACACUUACUGAACUAUCCGAUCAUGCUGUAGCGAAAUAAGAUUGAUGCCGGUGAUUAGCAGCCAUCGAGCCGCAACAGCCGCACUACUUUCUUCUCUCUUUUUUUUUAUUAUUAUUCUUGCCACAUCAUUUUCGUAUCUCUAAGCUCAACCGAUUUUCUGUACAUUAUUUUCAAAUGAUGGAUCGCAACCGGAGAAAAAUAAAACAUAAAUGGGGCAGCCACAUCGAUUCAUCAAAUACAUCCUUUUCAUUUUAAACUUAUAUACACUCCGUACAAUGGAAUACAAGAAUUUUGCGACUUUAAUCAUACAAAUACUUAUUAUUAUUAUUGAUUUUUCUUUUUAAAUAAUUUCUACAAUUUGAUUUGUCUAUUUUUAGUAGCUUAGACGGAUUAGGUUCGCAUUAAGAUUGAAAUUAAUUUGGAUCAAAUAGAUUUUACACAUUUUUUUUUAGCCGUAGAAUUCCUUUCGUAUUGUGAGUUGAAAGAAAAGUUGAUAUUAUGCCGAAACAUGACAAUUUAUUAUUAUUAAUACUGCAAAUGGCAUUUGAAUACAAAAGAAGACUAGAAUUAGUCAAGUGUACGAAAAACAAGAAGAAGAAGAUAAAAAAAAACAAUGUAGCAAACAUAACACACGGACACGCACCGAUCAAAGCAUCGCCACCAUUCCAUCCAUAAUGCUGAAACAGUUGUUCAGUCUUGCGUUGCAUCGGCAAGUCGUUAAAUGUAGUUAAAUUAGCUAGGUAAAAUGUAAGCAUUUCAAUUAAGUAAAAUGUCACAAAUAAUAGAGACAAUGUACUAUACAGUAGCCGAUUUUAUACCAACGAGCAUGAAUGAACAAAUGUUAUGGGUCCAACACAACAGAAAUUUUUUUUUUAUUGGAUCUUCACUUGCGCGCGCGUUGAUUCAAACAGAACCCAUCUUUCUUUUAUCUACUUACUUGUACAACUAAGAUGUUUGUUUUUUUAACGGAAACACUUUUUUUUUAUCACUUAGACAAUGUUAAGCGUUAACAGGUUUAGAUAUUGAGAAUUUAUAAAAUUCAUUUAAGACAACGACAAUGGAUCAUACAAUCCAUACAAAACGCAAUUGAAGUCACUGGCAUUUCAAUUUGAAAUUUUUGAUUUCAACUGAAUUUUUUUUCUGUUUCUUUGCUCUUUUGAAUGUGUUUCUUUAUUCCAAAUAUUUGAAUUUUUGAAAUUUUAUCAGUUCAUUGUCUCUUAAUUAUGGUUUAGAUAGUUGUCGAAGUUGUUUUUUUUUCUUCUCAAAAUUUAUGUAUGUAAAGUAGGAAUAGACAAAUAAACGUUACGAAUUCAUAUGUCUAUCGGUGGAUUUUUGAUGAAGAACGCCGAUUUUAAGCGAUGAAUGGCUUUUUUUUCAGCUAAGCAACACAUUUUCAAAUGUGACAUUGACACUCUUGAAAUUUGGCUCUCUUUUUUCGAUAGACUAUGGAUAAAAUUUUGAUACAAAACAAAAAAAAAGUCAACUCCAAGCAUGGAUCUGAUUUUGUCCACUUUAUUUAGAAAAAAAAACGGUUCUUUUGAAAAUAUUUUAUUUUAGAGUUUUAAUCGAUCAAAGUAAACGUAGUAUAUGAAUAUACUGACGCAAAAAAAAGUCGAUUUAUACAUAUUAAUAUAUCUUGCCAGCUACAAUUCCACGAGAAUAUUUACAUAGACCCAUGUAUUUAGGACAGCUACCGAUGCAAAAACAAAAUGAAGAUCAGAACAUAAGGUUCUAGGUUAAACAAAAAGAUCUCAAAGAGAAAACACUAUGGCACAUAUAAUCUGGAAUUCUUGCUCAAUUUGCUAACAAAUAAAAAGAACAAAAAAAAACGAACGAAUAUCAAUCAAUGGUUUAUCGAGGAGAAUUUAAUAUUCGAGUAGAAUGUACGAAAUAAUAAAGAGUGCCCAACAUAUAGCCACCACAGAUGGAAAUGAACAUAUUCAAAUGACAGCAAAAUCCAAUAAAUGUAACAUUUAAUACAAUUAGAUUCCAAACACAAACGCAUACGCAUGUGCAAAUAUGAUUUGUGCUAAUUGUUUAUUGAACGAAAACGGUCGACGAUUUCAAAUGAAUGUUCAUUCGAAUGUUCAGUCAUAUCAUAUUUUGCUCUUUUCGUUUUAUCAUUAACCAGUAUUUUGUGUGUAGUAGUUACAAUUUACUGGUCAUCAGUCGCCCGAAUAUCAGUCACAGUAAAUGAAAUAACGACACAAAACAAAAAGAGCCAAUUGAACAAUUCCAAUUGCCAUACAUGAACAAUGAUAAUAUUGAACAAACAAAAUGCAGAAUCGGUUUGGAAACAAAAGGGAAAAAAAUCGUAUUUUCUAAAAUUUAGUUAGGCUAACGAUAGAGCAUUUUGCAUGAUUGAUAUUUAAGUGUACCUGAACAUGAAACAAAUGAGAGAAGAAGAAAAAAAAAACUACGAAACAAAAUGGAUCAAUUUUAAAAUUCACUAUGGAAAUUUCCUCAAUCGCAAUUUUCAUUAACGUUUAAAAGUUGGUGUUUUUUUUUUGGUUUCGGAUGCUCUUCUCGGCACUAAACGGAUUUUGGAUCAAUGAACAAAAAGUGAAAUAGCAAACGUAUUUAGUGCAUCAGACAAUAAGGUACAAUUAAAAUUUUUAUGUUUUGUCUGUUUAUUUGUCGGAUAAGUAAAGCCAUAUUUGAAUUCAGGAUAUUUUAUGGAAGUAUAUAUACAAAAUGAUUUUGUCGACAAUGAUCGGCAAACCAGAUUUUUGAUGAGAGCAGUUAGAGCUUAAGUUGAGAUUUCCUAAUGUUAAGAAAUUUUGGUUAAAUUGAUAGACUUUUUUUCUUCUCUAAUUUUAAAGCGAAAUAGUCUUCAAAUGAUGCGAGAAAAAAAAGAAGAAAUGAAAGAGAAAUAAUUUUUUUUUUUGGUUCUUUCGACAGAAAAAAUACUGAUUACUAUUAGUAGUAAUGAUAAGUAGCUAAGCGAAUUAUUUUACAGAGUAAAGAAAAACAAACGAAAAAAAAAAAAUAAUAAUAAUAACAACAACAACAGCACACACGAAAUAGUGUCGGCCGUAUCUCCCAUGAGAGUCAAUUUAACUUGGUUUGUUUGAAAAACAAACGUUCUAUUGAAAUUAUCGUCAAACGAUACAUUACUUUUGCGGUGAAUUGUCUCCUCACACAAAAUACAACACACACACACACAUAACAAGAUACGAAAAUGAAAAAAAAUUCAAUCUGGGUGAUCGAGCCAACACGCAUUCUGCUGUGAAGAAAUGCAAUAUUAAUGUUUAUGAUUAAAUUAAUUAAUUUUUUUGAUGUUUUACGUCAUGAUACGUACACGUAGUUAGUAAAAGCUAAUUACAUUAAGUUUUUACUCUCUUAUAUUCAUACACGCAUGUUGUUCUAUUAUCUCGUUAAAGAAAAAAACAAACAAACCGAGCACGCUUGGAAUGCAACAAAACAAAACGAAAAAGAAAACACUUCUUCGUCGAAUUCAGUUUCGCAUAGCAAACUGAAUUGAAAUAUAUAUUUUUUUCAAAUGAUUUUUUAACGUAUUCCAAAACGAAAAAAAUUUGUUUUUCUUUACAAUUGAUUUAGAAAUGCAAUGAAAAACCAGGACAAAAAAUUUCAUGAAAAAAUCGAAGAAAAAAAAAAUCGUUUCGAUUCCGUGAGAAUCGACCGGCAUACAGAAGUUAUAUGAAGACUGAAAAUAUUUCAUUUUGAUUUGAAUGGUCGAGAAUAAAAACGACUAAAGUUGAACCACUUAUGGAUAACCGUAACACAAUAUUCUUGAUUUUUAAAAGUGCAACAUAAAUUCUGUUCGCUUGUAAGUGAAUCGUAAAAUAUCUGUGGACUAUAGAAAUCGUGUUUCACUUUAAUUGAAGCAAAAAUGUUUGAUACACUUUCAAGACCAUUGGAAUGAUGAUUCAUUGUAAUGGUGGUUUUGGUUGUGAUUUGGCUUCAGAGUGAAAAUUAAGUGAUAAGGAGCGCGAAUUUCGAUGUGCCGAUAACACCAUUGGAUUGGGCACAUGAAAUACUGUAUGAGAAUCGAAAAAAAAAAUUUAACUUUUUUUUUUCGAUUUUUGCCUGUUUCCGAUCGUCUACAUGGGCAGUUUGUAUGAAAACCUCGGAGCGCCGGUGUUUUACCCGUAUUGUUAUACACAUCAACAAAGUAAUUUCUCGCUACAUUUCUCAUUACGUUCAUUCAUAAUCACUAGUGAAGCCACGUUGCCAAAACAUGUACGUUCUUGUUUCCUUACUGCGCACUUCUUUUCUACGGUGAAGCAGACUGCUUUGUUGAUGUGUAUAACAAUACGGGUAAAACACCGGCGCUCCGAGGUUUUCAUACAAACUUCCCAUGUAGACGAUCGGAACCAGGCAAAAAUCGAAAAAAAAAGUUAAAUUUUUUUUUUCGAUUCUCAUACAGUAUUUCAUGUGCCCAAUCCAAUGGUGUUAUCGGCACAUCGAAAUUCGCGCUCCUUAUCACUUAAUUUUCACUCUGAAGCCAAAUCACAACCAAAACCACCAUUACAAUGAAUCAUCAUUCCAAUGGACUUGAAAGUGUAUCGAACAUUUUUGCUUCAAUUAAAGUGAAACACGAUUUCUAUAGUCCACAGAUAUUUUACGAUUCACUUACAAGCGAACAGAAUUUAUGUUGCACUUUUAAAAGUCAAGAAUAUUGUGUUACGGUUAUCCAUAAGUGGUUCAACUUUAGUCAUUUUUAUUCUCGACCACUCAAUUGAACCUAACAAUUCGAUAGAAUAAUGUCGUUCGAAUUUUCGGUUAAAUACAUUCUGAAACGGCAUACUAUUGGGGGCACCUCUCGACUACGUCUUGAGGGCGACUGCAGCGAAACGGAAUGUAUAGUACGUAGUAGUUGUAUGUGUGCACGCCUGCUCGGUUAUUCGUUUAACCGCUAAAAUGUCCGGUCUCUUGUGAGACUCUAUAGGUUGAAGGACAGAUAAAAAUCGUUUUUUUUAUCCACUUUCCGGAUAUUCUUUGCCUUUUGAGAUUCACUUAGUUUUCAAAAGACAAGUCAGUUUUUAUUUAUCCUGUAGAAAAAUCCGUCUCUUUUUGUUUUGUUUCUCUUACCCUGGAAUCACGCAUAUAAAACAUAUUAUUUUUUAGUUUCUUUCUGUUAAAAUAUUGCAAAUAGUUAAAUAGGUCCAUCUCUGGCCCGUGCCACAAUACUUGCCGGUCCAUUUCGAAUCGAAUGUUUGACACUUAUUCCGAACAGAUCCAUUCAAUCGAAUUGAUUUCUUAAACGGAAUAAUUCCAAACAAUCUUUUCAAAAUUGACUAAUCGAAUCGUGGCACCGAUCUAAGAAUUUGUUGGUGAUGGUUAAUUUUAAUAAUGGAACGAAAAAAAAAAUAUUUCGCAUCAACAUGCAUCAUAACAAUUGAAAAUAUUUCUCCAAUUUUAUAGAAGAAUAAAAAAACAAUACACAAAAUCAAAAACAAAUAUGUUCUUAGUACAUGAAAAUCAAUCACAAUCACAAAUUCUUCUUUCUUUUAUAUAUUGAAAUUGAUCGUAUCGACGGGAAUAAUUCCGUGAGGACUCAAAUGAUAAAAAAAAGUUAAGAAAAAUACAAUUGUUCAACAAUUAAAUGAGUACAAAAACUCGAUUUGAACAUAUGCGACAUUUAUAUAUUUAGUAGAAGAAAAUUAAAUUUUUAUAGCAACAUAAUAUCUAUUGGUGAAGUCUAAGUGAAAUUUCAUUUGGAAUAAUUGUCUUCUGAUGUUUAAGUAAAUAAAGAAACCGAAAAUUCA